AUGUCUGUUUCAGAUCCCAAAGAAGAGAAGGAGGAGGAGGAGGAGGAAUCUCCAGGCGUGCUGAGCCAUGGCUCCCCGGUGGGCCCAGCGCGGCCCAGCCGGGGCUGGCGCAGCAGCAGAACAUCCGCUCGCCAGCGCGACGCCGAGAACUCGCGCGCGUCCCGGUCCAAGACUGGCUCCCUGCAGCUCGUCUGCAAGUCAGAGCCGAACACAGACCAGCUGGAGUAUGAGGUCACGGAAGAGCAUCGGUCUCCAGCUGGAGUCAGCAGCGAUGAUGAUGAGGAGAUGCUCAUCAGUGAGGAAGAAGUUCCCUUCAAAGAUGAUCCCAGAGAUGAAACCUACAAGCCCCACCUAGAGAAGGAAGCACCAAAGCAAAGAAGAAAAGCUGCCAAGGGGAAGGAGGAGAAAGAAAGGCAGAAAGAGAUUAAAGUGGAAGUGAAAGAAGAGAAUGAGUUUCAGGAAGAUGAAGAACCACCAAGGAAGAGGGGAAGGAGGAGAAAGGAUGACAAGAGCCCAAGGCUGCCCAAGAGAAGGAAGAAGCCUCCGAUACAGUACGUGCGCUGUGAGAUGGAAGGCUGUGGCACAGUCCUGGCUCACCCGCGUUACCUGCAGCAUCACAUAAAAUACCAGCACUUAUUGAAGAAAAAAUAUGUGUGUCCCCAUCCCUCCUGCGGUCGGCUCUUCCGGCUCCAGAAGCAGCUCUUGCGGCAUGCCAAACAUCACACAGAUCAAAGGGAUUACAUCUGCGAGUACUGCGCCCGGGCGUUCAAGAGCUCCCACAACUUGGCGGUGCACCGGAUGAUCCACACGGGCGAGAAGCCCUUGCAGUGUGAGAUCUGUGGAUUCACCUGCCGGCAGAAGGCUUCCCUCAACUGGCACAUGAAGAAGCACGAUGCGGACUCCUUCUACCAGUUCUCCUGCAAUAUUUGUGGCAAGAAAUUUGAGAAGAAGGACAGCGUUGUGGCCCACAAAGCCAAGAGCCACCCCGAGGUGCUUAUUGCUGAAGCACUGGCUGCCAACGCGGGUGCCCUGAUCACCAGCACCGACAUCCUGGGCACCAAUCCCGAGGCCAUGGCACCACCCACCGAUGGGCAGGGCCUUCCACUGCUGCCCGACCCCCUGGGCAGCGCUCCCCCCGCGGAUUGCUUGCUGCUGAGCCCCGAGGGGAUGCCCAAGCCCUACUGCGGCGGGGCAGAGCGAGUGAGCCUCGUGGCUGAUGGCAAGCUCUUCGUGGGCAGCGGCAGCAGCGCCAACCCCGAGGGGCUGGUCAUGAACACAGAGAUCCUGGGAGCCACCACAGAGGUGCUCAUCGAAGAUUCAGACUCCACUGGACCCUAGUGGUGGGGGGAGCACCUGGGUGCUGGGACAGUUGGAACUCUGUAUUUAAAAGGAAAAGGAAAAAAAAAGAGGAAGCACUUACUGAAAGAGAGGAAAGUUAAACAAAACUUACAAUACUAGUAAAUAACUGAAGGGUCUGCUCCCCUCCAGCGCGGAUCACAGCACAUCCUCUUUCUCCCAACCACUUCUCUCUCUCCCACGGCUCCUUUGUGGGAAGGGGCACGUGCUGCCAUUACCAGAGCAAGUUGGAUUGAGCGACGGAUUUCCCCAGGGGAGGGGGCACUGCCGAAACCCUU
This is a messenger RNA of Acanthisitta chloris (rifleman), 1634 nucleotides long. RefSeq names its product ZFP91 zinc finger protein (gene ZFP91). The record is from RefSeq and is a predicted model, not a curated record. The transcript has 9 exons. Gene Ontology annotation, cellular component: nucleus. Gene Ontology annotation, biological process: regulation of transcription by RNA polymerase II. The coding region runs from base 1 to 1338 and encodes 445 amino acids. NCBI's taxonomy places the organism in Eukaryota, Metazoa, Chordata, Aves, Passeriformes, Acanthisittidae. Gene Ontology annotation, molecular function: transcription coregulator activity.